Eucalyptus grandis is the source of this 741-nucleotide messenger RNA. RefSeq names its product bidirectional sugar transporter SWEET12-like. The coding region runs from base 1 to 741 and encodes 246 amino acids. The record is from RefSeq and is a predicted model, not a curated record. Gene Ontology annotation, molecular function: sugar transmembrane transporter activity. Gene Ontology annotation, cellular component: membrane. Gene Ontology annotation, biological process: carbohydrate transport. Lineage: Eukaryota; Viridiplantae; Streptophyta; Magnoliopsida; Myrtales; Myrtaceae. The transcript is spliced from 6 exons.
AUGGCCAUCUUCACGACUGACAAUCCCUGGGUGCUUAUUUUUGGAGUUCUAGGUAAUAUCAUAUCCAUCAUGGUCUUUAUGGCCCCAGUGCCAACGUUCUGCAGGAUAUGCAGGAAGAAGUCAACUGAAGGGUUUGAAUCAGUUCCAUACGUGGUUUCUCUGUUCAGCGCUAUGCUUUGGCUGUACUAUGCGUCCCUCAAGUCCGAGUCCAGCGCUUUCCUGCUCCUCAUGGUCAACUCGGUCGGAUGCGCCAUAGAGACGAUCUACAUCGCUCUCUACUUCACGUAUGCUCCUAAACAAGCCAGGAUGAUGACGCUGACACUGCUGUUGCUGAAUUUCGGAGGGUAUUGUUCCAUUCUUCUUCUGUCCCACUUCUUGGCAAAGGGAUCGGCGAGGGUCCAACUUGUUGGGUGGAUUUGCGUUGCGCUCUCUGCUGCAGUCUUUGCUGCUCCUCUAAGCGUCAUUAGAAUGGUGAUACGUACCAAGAGCGUGGAGUUCUUGCCCUUUUCUUUAUCGUUCUUCCUCAUGCUCAGUGCUGUGACUUGGCUCCUAUACGGCCUAUUCCUCAAGGACUUGUAUGUCGCGGGUCCAAACGUGUUAGGAGUCAUCUUUGGAGUGCUUCAGAUGGCGCUGCAUGCCAUAUACAGGAAGAGAAAUAAUGAUACCAGUGUUGGAAAGCUGAGCUCUGAUACACAAAGUUGCAAUGGGCAUGCCUUCAUCAUCUUUAUUGAAGCUUUCUGA